Molecule: messenger RNA, 1851 nt
Organism: Tyto alba (common barn owl)
Lineage: Eukaryota; Metazoa; Chordata; Aves; Strigiformes; Tytonidae
Gene: ARGLU1
Product: arginine and glutamate rich 1
Exons: 4
Coding region: 270-1100 (276 amino acids)
Cellular component (GO): mitochondrion; nucleoplasm
Molecular function (GO): cadherin binding
Source: RefSeq, a predicted model, not a curated record
GGCGGCGGCGCAGUGCAUUGUGGGGCGGAAGAGGAGAGUCACCGCUCUGCUAGAGCCGCCAUCUUGCCUGCGUCCGGACUCGCUCCCGCUUUCGGGGCCUGCUUUUUCUCCUCACAGCGCAAAGCGGCGGGAAAGGAGAGGACGAGGGGCCCACCCGGGCGGCGCUGAUGCGUUCAGAGCCUCCUCGCACCUGUCCCGGGCGCCGCUAGCGAAGGGGGCGGGGGUGGUCGGGCGGUCGCCGGCGCGGCCUCCUCUUCUCCUCUGCCGGGAUGGGCCGGUCCCGCAGCCGGAGCUCGUCCCGCUCCAAGCACACGAAGAGCUCUAAGCACAACAAGAAGAACCGGAGCCGAUCGCGGUCCCGCUCCCGGGAGAAGGAGCGGGCGCGGAAGCGCUCCAAGUCCCGGGAGAGCAAGCGGAACCGGCGCCGGGAGUCCCGUUCCCGCUCCCGCUCCAACACGGCCCCCUCCUCCCGCCGCGACCGGGAGCGGGAGCGCGAUCGCGCCUCCUCCCCGCCCGACCGCAUCGACAUCUUCGGGCGCACGGUCAGCAAACGUAGCAGCCUGGACGAGAAGCAGAAGCGGGAGGAGGAGGAGAAAAAAGCGGAGUUCGAGCGGCAGCGGAAAAUUCGUCAACAAGAAAUUGAAGAGAAGCUCAUAGAGGAAGAAACUGCUCGAAGAGUGGAAGAGCUUGUGGCUAAACGUGUAGAAGAAGAGUUGGAGAAAAGGAAGGAUGAGAUUGAGCGAGAGGUUCUCCGCAGGGUGGAGGAGGCUAAGCGCAUCAUGGAAAAACAGUUGCUCGAAGAACUCGAGCGACAGCGACAAGCUGAACUUGCAGCACAAAAAGCCAGAGAGGAAGAAGAGCGUGCAAAGCGUGAGGAACUAGAGCGAAUACUAGAAGAGAAUAAUCGAAAAAUUGCAGAAGCACAAGCUAAACUGGCUGAAGAACAAUUGAAAAUUGUUGAAGAACAAAGAAAGAUUCAUGAGGAGAGGAUGAAACUAGAACAAGAGAGACAACGUCAGCAAAAGGAAGAGCAAAAAAUGAUCCUGGGCAAAGGAAAGUCUAGGCCAAAACUGUCCUUCUCACUAAAAAGCCAGGAUUAAAUAGCAACUCUGAACUCUUAAAAGAAAAAAAAGAAACAACCCAACAAAAAAAGUAAACAACAAAAAAACUUUGUAUGGUAGCUUCAUGUUGAAGUGGGUUUUUUUUCGUUUUUUUUUUUUUUUUUUUUUUCUCUCCAUUUUGUUUUUUUGGUCUUUUUUGAAAGUCUGGAAAGUUAGCUUGUUCUAAUAGGGGCUGUGCUCUGCAAUUCUUCUUCUUCUUUUUUUUUUUUUUUUUUUUUUUUUUUUUUUUUUUUAAAGCUUCCAUUAAGUUAAAGCCUUAUCAGAUCAUUGUUGCCUUUCAGAGGGUAAUCUGUUCUCAUCAAUUUUGUUUCUGUAUUAGUGGUCUGAAGCAGAUCGGGUCACUUUAUGAAUUCUGGAUGAUCUGAUAAGGUUUUACUGACGUACUCAUCAGAGUUUGACUCUGAUAAUUGACAGAACUUUAUACUGGGUAUUGCUGACUUAAUUUUUUUUUUUUUUUUUAAAGUCAGUAAAUACAUGAGUAAAAUGCCAUAGUAUUACCGGACCUCUGUGGUUUAUUGUUAAAUCAGUGUCCUAUGAUACUGUCCCAUUGUUGCGCUUGAUGUUCCUGAUACAGGUAAGGAAAUAGUUUGUCAUUUCUGCUAUGAAUACAUAGAGAGAGUUCAGUAUUGUCUCUGUUAGAUUUGUUUUUAUUACAUUGACAGCAUUCAACCAGCGUUCCCCAUUGUGUAAAUAAAUCAAUUUGCUGAAUAAAGUGAAAGUCUUAAAUUCA